UUUUCUAUCCCUGUCCCAGCGUGAUUCGGUUCGAUUCACGUAUAAAUACUUACGCAUUUCUUUCUCGUCUGCUGCUUGUAAGGAUCCCGCCCCGUCCUCGAGAACGAUUGCACGCGGCUUGCGCGAUCGAAGUGACUUACUUGAGAUCCUGAAUCCUGAACUGCUGCUGCUGCUGCAGUGCUGCUACAAUUUGGUUUGUGGUGAAGCGGUGACGUGACGUGACGACGAUCAACAGGGACGAACGGGACGAACGAUGGCCGCGGCAGGAAGCACGAGUGCCGGCACGAUUUUACAAAAACUCGGCUUGAAGCCGAUAACAAAAUGCAGCCUCGUAAAAUUUUAUGCCCCGGCGUUCGGCGUAGCCUCUUACACCGCGUUAUCCGUCAACGUGAUGAAUCCCAGUCUUGUCAUCAGGGUUUUCCCAAAGAAAGACAUUACAAAUUUCUUGUUAGGGAGUGCUCUCCUUGGCACUGGUUCGUACAUAUACACUCGUGAUCAUUUGAAAAGUGCUCCUACGAGUGUGAAAAUUAUGUACAGUACCGCUGGGGCUGUGUUACUUAGCUUCGGAUCCGUGUUGGUGUGGGCAGUUCUCCGGUCGGUCGUGCCUCCUAAUCCGACUCUGUGCACAUUAGUGGGCAUUGGUUCUGGACUAGCGUUCAUUCAGGUUGGUUCCAGCUACCUGAACUUUGUCGACGGGCAGAUACAAAAGAAGUAGACGGACAUAACAUGAUCGAUGUGUAUAAAAGUACAUCCAAAUGAAAAAUUUGCAAUAAUACGUUAUGGAAAUAGAGUCGCAUUGAAUUAGAAACCGAGUGAACGAAUAAUGGUAACGGUUGAGCAAGGCAUUCUUAAAUAUUUACAAAUUUUUAUAUUUUCUAUUACCUCUGGAUACCAACGACCACCGCCGAUGUUUACGAGACGGAUCGCACUCUCGAAGUAAUCACGAAUUACAUUUAUUUUGUCCUUACCGAUUAUUUACUGACGAUCCAACUAUCACACACACACACACACACACGCACACAUCCACAAACACAAGACACGAAAAGCCUGAGCUCAUUGUUGUAUUCUACACGGCGCACGCGACGAAAUGAUGAACAAAGUUUUUUCAAAUGCGCACCACGCUUCGCGUUCUACAUAAGCAUUAUUAUUAUUAUUGUUAUUACUAUUAUUAUUAUUAUUAUUAUUAUUGUGAACACCGCGUAUGACCUACGUGUCAACGGAAAUGUGUGAGAAAGAAAAAAAGAGGAAAUUUCUUCUCGUAACACGAGUGCAUUUUCUUCAAAACAUGUAGUACCAUUGUCAUUCUCAACAAGUAAUCGAUUAGCUGUAGUGGUAGAGAUGUGCAAAUUCUUUUCAGCUGUUUUAAUAAAUAUUCAAAAAACAAAGAUUGGAAAGAUAUUUUGUCGACGAAUUGUCACGCACGAUUUCCGGCGGACAGGUUUUCGGCGUCGGAGAAAUACAAUAUACAUACACGUAUUUACUCGGAGUUUAGCGUUGACCGUGUGUGCACCGAAACAGAAAAUUGUAUCUUUAUCUACAAUAAAUUCUAUUGCAGUAUCCGAAA
Molecule: messenger RNA, 1564 nt
Organism: Ceratina calcarata
Lineage: Eukaryota; Metazoa; Arthropoda; Insecta; Hymenoptera; Apidae
Exons: 3
Coding region: 254-715 (153 amino acids)
Source: RefSeq, a predicted model, not a curated record